Molecule: messenger RNA, 1198 nt
Organism: Ilyonectria robusta
Lineage: Eukaryota; Fungi; Ascomycota; Sordariomycetes; Hypocreales; Nectriaceae
Product: mitochondrial carrier domain-containing protein
Exons: 5
Coding region: 150-1061 (303 amino acids)
Biological process (GO): mitochondrial citrate transmembrane transport
Source: RefSeq, a predicted model, not a curated record
UGUACGACCACCGCACUCCAGCGACAUCGGCACCUAAUCGACCUUUGCGGCCAGUCAACCACCUUUUCGGUGACGAAAUAAUAUCAUUCCCGUCCCCCACGAUUUCCACCCAAAAAGUCAUCCAGCUCCAAACACUCUCCGCUCCAACCAUGGCAACGGCUUCCGCUCCCCAGGGCUCGGCGCCGCCCGAGAAGAAGCAGACGCCCAGCGCGAUGCGGUCGGUCCUCGCCGGCUCGACCGCCGGUGCUGUCGAAAUCGCCAUCACAUAUCCCGCCGAAUUCGCAAAGACCAGGUCGCAGUUGAACCGGCGGCUGGCAGCGGGCGAGAAGUUGCCAUGGCCGCCGUUCGGCAAGCAGUGGUACGCCGGCUGCACCACGCUGAUCAUUGGCAACUCGGCCAAGGCUGGUAUUCGAUUCGUCGCCUUUGAUCAGUACAAGCGAAUGCUGGCCGACGCCGACGGCAAGCUCACCGGACCCCGGACCGUCCUCGCCGGCUUCGGUGCCGGAGUCACCGAGUCACUCCUCGCCGUAACGCCGACGGAGAGCAUCAAGACGACUCUGAUCGACGACCGCAAGCUGCCCAAGCCCCGACUCCGCGGCUUCCUCCACGCCGUGCCCAUCAUCGCGCGAGAGCGAGGCCUCCGCGGCUUCUUCCAGGGCUUCGUACCGACGACCGCGCGCCAGGCGGCCAACAGCGCGACGCGCUUCGGCUCGUACACCUUCUUCAAGCAGCUGGCCGAGUCGUACACGGCACCCGGCGAGAAGCUCGGCGCCGUGGGCACGUUUGCCAUCGGCGGGCUGGCGGGCAUCAUCACCGUCUACGUGACGCAGCCGCUGGACACGAUCAAGACGCGCAUGCAGAGCAUCGAGGCGCGCAGCAUGUACGGCAGCACGUUCAAGUGCGCGUCGAUGAUCUUCAAGCAGGAGGGCGUGCUGACGUUCUGGAGCGGCGCGCUGCCGCGGCUGGCGAGGCUGGUGCUGAGCGGAGGCAUCGUCUUUACCAUGUACGAGAAGAGCAUGGAGCUGUUCGACCAGCUGGAUCCCGAGAAGAAGUACAUCUAGGGCGGAUACUCUGGGUGGAUUGCGGCUAGACAGGGGCGUUGGGGACUGGAAAACGCAGAGAUGAUUAUGUCGUGGAGCAAUACAGGUGCAAAAUCGCUUUGAUACAGCUAAUAUACAAUGCGUAUAUAUACAAAUAG